CUAGAGGAGAGAGAGAGAGUGAGGGACAGACGCGGGCGGGAGGGAGGGAGGAGAGGAGCAGAGUCUCAGCCCAAACAAAAGCAGGACACCGAGCUGCUGUGUGCAACUUCCCCGCUCCGGUACAGACCCCACCCUCCGGGAGAGCUCCCGGUGUCAGCCCGCCUCCGCCUGGAUCGUUCCCCCGCUCUGCUGGACUUCUCCGGAUCUGGACGGAUUCCUGCGCCCUGGGAUUAAAAGGAGGGACCCACAACAAAGGCAGGAGAGAGAGAAGAACAAUAAGAGUUCCCUGUGCGCUGCAACAGCACAGCACAGGGUGCUGCAGAGCAGGGCUCGCUCCUGGAGAUGGAUGAUCAGCCCCGGCUAAUGCACAGCCACCCUGGGGUGGGGAUGGCAGGUCACCCCAGCCUGUCCCAGCACAUGCAGGAUGGCACCGGGGCCAGCGAGGGGGAGGGGGGCAGAAAGCAGGACAUAGGGGAUAUAUUACAGCAAAUUAUGACCAUCACUGACCAGAGUCUGGAUGAGGCACAGGCCAGAAAGCACGCCCUGAACUGCCACAGAAUGAAGCCUGCACUCUUCAAUGUGCUUUGUGAAAUCAAAGAAAAGACAGUGCUAAGUAUUCGGGGAGCACAAGAGGAAGAGCCUCAGGAUCCCCAGCUGAUGCGAUUGGAUAACAUGCUUUUGGCAGAGGGUGUAGCAGGUCCAGAAAAGGGAGGUGGUUCGGCGGCAGCCGCAGCAGCAGCUGCCGCAUCAGGUGGAGCAGGAUCAGACAACUCAGUGGAACAUUCCGAUUACAGAGCCAAAUUAUCCCAAAUCCGGCAAAUCUACCACACAGAGCUAGAGAAGUAUGAACAGGCCUGUAAUGAAUUUACUACACAUGUGAUGAAUCUGCUACGGGAACAGAGCAGGACCAGACCCAUCUCUCCCAAAGAGAUUGAACGCAUGGUCGGAAUUAUCCACAGGAAGUUUAGCUCUAUCCAGAUGCAGCUCAAGCAAAGCACAUGUGAAGCUGUCAUGAUCCUGCGUUCUCGCUUCUUGGAUGCACGGCGGAAGAGAAGAAACUUCAACAAGCAAGCUACAGAAAUUUUGAACGAGUAUUUCUAUUCACACCUCAGCAACCCAUACCCCAGCGAAGAGGCCAAAGAGGAGCUAGCCAAGAAGUGUGGCAUCACCGUGUCACAGGUUUCAAACUGGUUCGGAAAUAAGCGAAUCCGCUACAAGAAGAACAUAGGUAAAUUUCAAGAGGAAGCCAAUAUUUAUGCUGCCAAAACAGCUGUGACUGCUACCAAUGUGUCAGUUCACGGAAGUCAAGCCAAUUCGCCCUCAACUCCCAGUUCUGCUGGAAGCAAACAGACGGAACGCGGGGCAGUGCAACCACAAAACAAAAUGCAGUUCCUGUCACCACAGAACCUCGGUUCUUCCAGUUCUUUUAACAUGUCAAAUUCUGGAGAUUUGUUCAUGAGCGUGCAGUCUCUCAAUGGAGAUUCUUACCAAGGUGCCCAGGUUGGAGCCAACGUACAGUCACAGGUGGAUACCCUUCGCCAUGUUAUCAGUCAGACAGGCGGAUACAGUGAGACUCUGACAGCGAAUCAGAUGUACAGUCCGCAGGGCAUCAGUGCUAACGGAGGGUGGCAGGAUGCAGCCACUCCUUCGUCUGUGACUUCCCCUACAGAAGGACCUGGCAGCGUUCAUUCUGAUACCUCCAACUGAGCACCCGGCUCCUGAAAUUCCACUUUUGAAAGCCAGAUUCCAUCCCUUCCCUCUCACUCCAGAUGGCCACUGUGGGAAUGCAGAGAGAACAAAACAACCUCUUGGCAUACUCCAUUAGCUUCUCCGUCUCCCCUUCAUUAGUAACAGCCUCAUCUCCCCAUUUCAUGCCUAAAUUUGUGUCAGUGAUUCACAGUUCUAUCCCUCUCGCUCCUUAACUGAUUUUCCAAAUUAUUCGAAAAGAGAAAUUGGGGUCAGAAGCAGUUGACUACCAAAUGCAUUAAACAUUAAUUAAUGUUAAUUAGUCAUUUAAAUUUAAGUGUGGCUGCACAUUUGCACAGAAACAGCUAUGAUUAAUCCCUCUAAAAAUAAUUACUUACAAACUUGAAAAUAUUUAUGGAACAAAAAAAAUUAAGCAGUAUGCUUGAUUCAGUUGCUGUUAACAUUUAGCUCUUCUGUACACACUUAAAUUGUAGCUGAGGGACACAAACUCCUUAAAUGUGUUUCCUAUAUAGAAGAAUAGCCUAUUGGAUCAUGUUACAGUACUGAGCCCUGGAUACCGCCACAUUAGUAACCUCCAGCUUCUCCAGAAUGCUCACUCCAUUCACUUUUGAGUGGUACCAUCUGUCCUGCUGGCUCCUUGUUUGUCAUCUAUUUGCUGUAAGAUAUAUAGACCAUCAUGAAGAACCUCUAGAGAGCUAGCUUCUUGAGGAUCACUUGAUAUGCAUUAAGUACACUAACCAAAGGCUGUUUACAUUAAAAGAACAUGGACAGGUGAAACCAUUUCCACGAUGCGUUGGUACUAGAACUAGUUUGGACAUAUUGCGUAUGUCGAUAAAACUUCAUUUUGCAUUGAUCUUAAACAGUCCUAUUCUCCAGACAGCAGUUGUUUCCCAAGAACAGUGCCACGUCCUCUGGUAACUAUCUUUCUUGGACAACUGUAUACAGAGUACAACAGAUAUCCCUACAAACCUUGACCUCAAGUCACAGCUCCGUCCACUGAAAAUAUUCUCUGAAUUGAACAUUGGACCAUAUCUCUAAUCAAAUCGCCAGGAUCUGUAUGCUCUCAUCAUGCCUUGGAUGUCUAACUGUACACACUGAAUUAUCUUCUAGUCAUUUCACCACCAGCUUCUGCACAUGGCUAUUAUCUUUUCUCGUUUUCAUUGAAGGAUAUUCUUGAAGACAAAAAUGGCCUCUCUAUUACCCUUCAGUCCAGACCACUUUACUCCACAGCUUCUGACCGUCCCAUAUAGAUUGUACUUCUCUAAAUCACUAUUUCUAAACCUUGCUUCAUCCUGUGACUUAUGAUUCUGUCAAGGAAUUGUUGUCCAAUGUUGGUUCAUUUUCUGGACAUCAUUACAUUACUGAUUAAUCUUCCUGUCUGGCAGUUUUUUUUAUAGGCACCUGUAUGGGGUGUCCUAAAUUCAUGUUUGAUACCAAAAAUCCGCAUGUACUCACACAGAAGAAAGACGGACACAGAGGGAAGUGCUCAGCUUUAUUAACAUUCACUGCGGUUUCACAUAACCUGUGUAUCGUCGAUUGUUAUAUUUGAGAUAAACAUUUGAUGCUGGAUGUUCUUGUAUAUUCUGAAGAAAAGAAAAAAAAGACACAACAUAAAGAAAAAGACAUCGAGCAGCCAAAAAAAAAUUGUCCUGGGUUUAAUAAUGUUUAUUACUAAAAAGAGAGAAAAAAAAAACAAAAAAAAAAAAAAAAAGUCCUGUUGCAGAGAUCACACCCGUUUAGCAUGGAAAUAGGUUGCUGAUUUCUAUUUUAUGUCUUUCAUAUUUCUUGCUUAGUUUUAACACAAAAAAACAAAACUACCUACAUGUGAUUUUAUUUUAUUCUUUUUUUUUUUUUUUUUUUUAACACCGCGCGUUUGUGAGUUAUAACGCAAUGCUAGAUAAAUGUAGUUGGGCACCUUUUUAGUUUUUUUUUUUUUUCAUUUGUUUCUUUUCUAAUGGGUGGGGUGAGUGGGUGGGCAAAGGGUUUGGGUUUUGGGCAAAUUGGGGAUGGUUUUGGGGAAAAGGGCGGGGUAAUUUUCCAAAUAUGACCCCUUUACAGCCAGAGGUGUCUAAUAUAUAUGCUGUUAUUUGCCCCUCUGGCAGAAACGGGGUUAAUGAAGCAGACUCAAAGAUUCUGCUAGCUAAACCCAUUUUGUAAACUAAAGUUAAAAAUAAAAAACAAAAAAGUAUGAAAAAAAUGUUGGAAAAAAAGUUGGAAUAGUUAAACAUUAAUAGGUACAUCAUAUAAUGUACAUUUAAUAACUUUUCUGAGAACCAGAAAUAAAUUCUUUUUUUUUCCUGUU
Molecule: messenger RNA, 4009 nt
Organism: Pseudophryne corroboree (corroboree frog)
Lineage: Eukaryota; Metazoa; Chordata; Amphibia; Anura; Myobatrachidae
Gene: PBX1
Product: PBX homeobox 1
Exons: 10
Coding region: 343-1707 (454 amino acids)
Biological process (GO): regulation of transcription by RNA polymerase II; animal organ morphogenesis; eye development
Cellular component (GO): nucleus
Molecular function (GO): DNA-binding transcription factor activity, RNA polymerase II-specific; RNA polymerase II cis-regulatory region sequence-specific DNA binding
Source: RefSeq, a predicted model, not a curated record